This is a messenger RNA of Balearica regulorum gibbericeps (East African grey crowned-crane), 3741 nucleotides long. Lineage: Eukaryota; Metazoa; Chordata; Aves; Gruiformes; Gruidae. The record is from RefSeq and is a predicted model, not a curated record.
UUGCUUUACCAGUGCUGUGUUGCAAAUCAGUCUAAAACUUCCCUGACUGGGGCCAACGCGCAGGAGUUGCAGCCUCCCAUGAAGGCGCUGCUGAGAGCCUGCGUCGUGCUGCCCAGAGCGCGUCGGCUGGCCGGUCACCCACAAACAGCGAGGGCUGGCGUCCGCGAUGAAUCUUCAAGUCACGAGUGUAACCAGCGCAUGAUUCUCCUUUAUGGUGUUGGUAAGGAGCGUGAUGAAGCGAGGCAUCAGCUGAAGAAGAUUACCAAAGACAUCCUCAAAAUUCUGAAUAAGAAGAGUACUACUGAAAUGGGUGUUGGGGAUGAAGGGCAAAAAGCCAGGAAGACCAAACAAGAAGCGUUUCCAACCCUAGAGACCGUGUUCACAAAACUACAGCAACUGUCCUAUUUUGAUCAACAUCAGGUGACAUCUCAGAUCUCCAGUAACGUUCUCGAACAGAUAACUAGUUUUGCCUCAGGAACUUCAUAUCAUCUUCCCUUGGCUCACCAUAUACAGCUCAUCUUUGAUCUCAUGGAGCCAGCACUGAAUAUCAAUGGACUUAUAGACUUUGCAAUACAGCUGUUGAAUGAGCUGAGCGUUGUGGAGGCAGAGCUGCUGCUGAAGUCGUCCAGCCUGGCCGGAAGCUACACGACAGGGCUGUGCGUCUGCAUCGUCGCCGUUCUGCGGCGAUACCAUGCCUGCCUCAUCCUCAACUCAGAGCAAACCGCACAAGUCUUUGAAGGGUUGUGUGGGGUGGUAAAGCACGUCGUUAAUCCCUCAGAGUGUUCCUCCCCAGAGAGGUGUAUUUUAGCUUACCUCUAUGAUCUGUACGUGUCCUGCAGUCACCUGAGAAGCAAGUUUGGAGACCUCUUCAGUAGUGCCUGUUCUAAGGUGAAGCAAACGAUAUACAGCAAUGUUCAGCCUUCAAAUUCCAAUUUACUGUGGGACCCGGAGUUCAUGCUAGAUUUUAUCGAGAAUCCUUCUGCUCACAGCAUUAACUACUCAAUGCUGGGCAAGAUCCUGAGCGAUAACGCAGCCAACCGCUACAGCUUUGUCUGCAAUGCACUAAUGAAUGUGUGCAUGGGGCACCAGGACGCAGGGAGGAUUAAUGACAUAGCAAACCUUUGCGCAGAGCUGACGGCAUGCUGCACAGUGCUCAGCUCAGAGUGGUUGGGGGUCGUAAAAGCUCUUUGCUGCUCCUCAAAUCACGUCUGGGGUUUCAAUGAUCUGCUCUGCAGUGUGGAUGUGAGCGACCUGUCGUUCCACGAUUCCCUGGCCACUUUCAUCGCUGUGCUGAUUGCCCGGCAGUGCUUUUCUCUGGAAGAUGUAGUUCAGCAUGUUGCAUUGCCUUCUCUUCUUGCAGCUGCCUGUGGAGAUCCGGAUGCUGAGCCUGGGGCGAGGAUGACCUGUCGGCUACUCCUGCACCUCUUCAGGACACCCCAGGUCUGCCUCUUUCCCCAGGGAGCAGGGAAGUUAUUUCCUGGAAUUCGUUCUUCCUGUGAUCGUCACCUCUUGGCUGCUGCUCACAACAGUAUAGAAGUGGGAGCUGUGUUUGCAGUCUUAAAAGCAAUUUUGAUGCUUGGUGACGCAGAAAUUGGCAGCAACAGUGUCAGCUCCUUGAAGAGUGAAGACUUCCAUAUGAGAGGCUUAUUAGAUGAACUCAAUGAGGAUGAAAUCUGGGGUUCCUCUCACACUUUGAAAUCAUGUGGAAAAGCUGUUUCCAUAGAAACCGCUAGUUUAAGCGAGUAUGCUAGAUACGUGCUAAGAACAAUUUGCCAACAGGAAUGGGUUGGAGAGCACUGUUUAAAAGAACCUGAGAGGCUGUGCACAGACAAAGAUCUUAUUUUGGAUCCUGUUCUUUCAAACAAACAAGCACAGAAACUCCUUCAACUUAUCUGUUACCCUCAUGGCGUUAAAGAGUGCACGGAGGGUGACAACCCUCAGAGGCAGCACAUCAAACGCAUACUUCAGAAUUUAGAUCAGUGGACACUCCGGCAGUCUUGGUUGGAGCUGCAACUAAUGAUCAAACAGUGCAUGAAGGAGCCUGGUUCUGGGUCUGUGGCUGAAAUGAACAGCUUGUUGGAUAAUAUUGCAAAGGCGACAAUAGAGGUGUUUCAGCAAUCCGCUGAUCUAAACAAUAACUCUUCUAACUCUGGUAUAGGCCUCUUCAAUCCAAACUCUGUUGGAAAUGCUGACACAAGUAAUACAAGACAGAAUGGUAAAAAGACAUUCCUAAGUUCCUCUGAGCGGCGAGGAGUGUGGCUGGUGGCUCCCUUGAUUGCAAAACUGCCUACCUCAGUUCAAGGUAGGGUCUUGAAAGCUGCAGGAGAGGAGCUGGAGAAAGGUCAGCAUUUGGGGUCAUCUUCUAAGAAGGAAAGAGAUAGACAGAAACAAAAAAGCAUGUCUCUCUUGAGUCAGCAACCUUUCCUUUCAUUGGUACUUACUUGCCUUAAGGGGCAGGAUGAGCAACGGGAAGGGCUUCUAACAUCACUGCAGAAUCAAGUUAAUCAGAUCCUUAGUAACUGGAGGGAAGAACGGUACCAGGACGAUGUUAAAGCUAGGCAAAUGAUGCAUGAAGCCCUACAACUUCGUCUUAACUUGGUAGGUGGCAUGUUUGACACUGUGCAGAGGAGUACCCAGUGGACCACAGACUGGGCACUUCUGCUCCUCCAGAUAAUCACUUCAGGAACUGUUGAUAUGCAGACCAACAACGAAUUGUUCACAACCGUGCUUGAUAUGCUGGGCGUCCUCAUCAACGGGACGCUUGCCUCGGACUUGUCGAACGCUUCCCAAGGAGGGCCUGAGGAAAACAAAAGGGCUUACAUGAAUCUGGUGAAAAAAUUAAAAAAAGAGCUGGGAGACAAGCGGUCAGAAAGCAUUGACAAGGUUCGCCAGCUGCUCCCUUUGCCAAAGCAGACGUGUGACAUUAUUACUUGUGAGCCCAUGGGAUCCUUGAUCGACACCAAGGGGAACAAAAUUGCAGGAUUUGACUCCAUUGAUAAGAAACAGGGUCUUCAGGUUUCAACAAAACAAAAGGUGUCCCCUUGGGAUUUAUUUGAAGGUCACAAAAAUCCUGCUCCUCUCUCCUGGGCAUGGUUUGGUACAGUUCGUGUCGACAGGAAAGUGAUAAAAUAUGAGGAGCAGCAGCAUCUCCUCCUGUACCACACACACACCAAGCCCAAACCACGGAGUUACUACCUCGAGCCCUUGCCCCUUCCUCCAGAGGAGGAGGAGGAAGAGCCCACCACACCUGUCUCUCAGGAACCAGAAAGAAAGUCAGGAGAGCUCUCGGAUCAGGGAAAACUUGUCAUGGAUGACGAGAAGAAGACAAAGGGCAGGAAACGAAAGUCAAAGUCAAGCUCAAGGGCUGAUGAAUAUCCACAGAACAGCUUAUACAGAGUGCCUCCCCCUUACUCACCGCUUUCCUCUCCGAUGAUGCACCACCCGCAGCCUGCCCUGUGGGGUUACAACGUGAUGGGGCAGCCGCAGCCUGGCUUCUUUGUGCAGAACCAGCCCCUCCCUCCAGGUGGUUCCAGGCUGGAUCCGACAGGCUCCUUUGUUCCAACUAAUACGAAGCAAGCCCUGUCGAACAUGCUGCAGCGGCGCUCCGGCACCAUGAUGCAGCCCCCCUCUAUCCAUGCAAUCGCGCCUCAGCAGCAGUUGCUCCAGAUGAAACUCCUGCAGCAAGAGCAGCAGCAGCAGCGGCUCCUCAGGCAGCAAGCACAGUCACGGCCUCUCCAACAG